UUUUCACUCUUCUCCAAGGCAGUCGCAUCACCUUCUUUCUGAAGUAAUGGACGUUGAGACAGUUUUUAGGUUUUGCGAAUUUUGUUUAUACCUUCGUGAAUCGCGCUUGUAAACUUUUGUUAUUACUUUUAAAAUCUUUCCCUUAACACAAUUAUGUAGUGCGCGUAUUAAAUAUCGUCUGUUUUAUCGCGGAACACUUGUUUUCCCUAUCGUUUGUGCCUUCAACCAUUUUAUGCCAAUUGAUUUUGUGCUACCUAACAAUUUUCCAUAGGUUUUAUUGUUUUGAACAAGUUUAUUUGCUGUUAUAUCUUAGUUUCGACUAAUGACAAUCGAUUAUAAGUAUUAAUGUGCUAGUUUUGUUAAGUCAUAUACGGUGUAUAUAACUUUAUAUGUGUUUUUCAUAAUAAAAUGGACUCUAUGCUUUUGUAACAAUGGCACUGUGUGAAAGUCAGUUAGGAUCUAUGAUGCAGCUUCAGGAUUCCCGUGAGGGAACCAGCUCUCCUGACAAGAAGCCAAAGGUAGAAUCAAAUGGAGAUAUCUAUGGAUUGGAUAAAGUCCCUCAACUUCCACUGAGUGUGGACUAUCGCUCCCCUGUGUCUCAUUUUGUUCCACCGGCUGUAGAAUUGUAUGCAGCCAGACACAAACCCGAAAUAAAUAUUGUUGCGCCGGCGACGCCCGUCAAGCGUAAGCGCGGUCGGCCGAGGAUCGAUAAGACCAGCCCGGAGUACUUGGCCAAUUUGGCCGCGAGAAAACAGGCCAGGGAGAUGGCCGCAGUAAUGUCCGUAAAUAGCAACAGCAAUAGCAAUAGUCAGGGGGACUCGGCUGAGAAGAGAAAGAGAGGGAGACCGCGCGUCGACAAGACGAGUCCGGAAUAUCUCGCGAGGAAAAGGGCCAGGGAGCUGGAAGCAUUGGAACGGAAAGCGAAAAAAGAAUUCAGAAGGAGGAACACAGCAGCGAAAUCCAAAAGCUCAUUGGCGUCGCGGGUCAAAAAGACCAAUCAUAGUAAAAUGGGGGGUGUGAGGAAAGUGGGUGAGAGAACCCCCUCGAAGGUGGUGAGGAAAAGUGAUGUGGUUGUGCGGAGAAAUGCGAAAUUUAUUAAAAGAAAAGAUUCGGCCGCUUCUUCGUCGGCGGGUGAAUCCACGCCCCGAGUGAAAAGAAAAUACACGAAACGAACGCCUACUAAGAAAGAUGGGAAUUCCUCAACGGAUAGGGUGAAAGGGAAGAGAGGCAGACCCAGAAAGACGGAUCAGAUGAACAGGAAUCCACAGGAAGGAAAAAUACGUGUUCGGAACAACCUGAUGCCACUAAACACGGAGCCCAUUCCGGUCGACAGUGAUGAUGAACCAGAUUUGGGAUCUCCGAGUCAAGCGUCUGAUUCGUUAAGUCUGGACGAGAAUCUUCGGGCCUUGAGACACAUACACGAGAAAUACGCCAAUAUUGAUAAGAUGAAGCUUUUGCAGGACGAUUUGUACGAAGCUCACCUCCUGGCUGCGAACUUCAAGAAGCCUCCCAUGGACCAAGUUCAGCGGCUGACGAGGGAAGACGACGACGUACUCUCCGUUCGGAGCUCGGAAGGUGGGGCGUCCGUCAAAGAAUUGGAGACGAGAGUGGAAAAGUUGGAGGACAGUUCCAAUUCAGAUUCCGGGAGCAGCAGUUCCGGUUCUGGCAGUUCCAGUUCCGGCUCCAGUUCGUCGUCCAGCUCGGAUAGUUCCAGUUCCAGCAGCUCGGAGAGCGAAGGAGAAGAGGAAAAGGGAGAAGAGAAGGAGCCCACCGAGCUCGACUCCAUACAGAACACCAAUGACGAUAGAUCGUUCGGCGCCUGGUCCCACGGUCGGUCCGUCCAAUCCGGGACCAACUCCGACUCCGGGUCCGAUUCGGAUCCCGAGAGGGGCGGCAUCCCGGGGCCGAUCCCCGCGCAAGACGAGAUCAGCGAGAGCGAGAACGAGUCGGCCGAUAAGAGUUUUCAGUGUCACAUUUGCAAGAAGUGGUACUCCACGCGGGUGACGCUCAAGAUCCACCGACGCGGCCACCAGUCGCGCGGGGGCGGAGGCCGGUCCCGCGCUCGGUCGUCGGACAAGUACGAGUGCGACUGCUGCAGCGCCACCUUCGCCAGGAAGGAGAAGCUGUGGGAGCACAGGGCCGAGGCGCACCGCGGCGCGAUGACGGUGCGCUGCGAGGUGUGCCGCAAGUGCUUCGAGGACGAGGCCGAGCUGGCCCGGCACGACGCCUCGCACACGGCCGACGAGCGCGCCGGCCGCUGCUCGCUGUGCGGCGCGCAGUUCCCGCGCUACGAGCAGCUGCGGCGCCACGCGAACACCGCGCACCCGGCGCCGGCGCGGCUGCCGCACGCGUGCGCGCAGUGCGGCAAGCGCUUCUCGCACGCGCACUCGCUCACGCGCCACACGCACAACCACUCCAAGCAGCUGUACCGCUGCGUCGUCUGCAAGGCCUCGUUCGAGCGCGCGGACCAGCUGGCCCAGCAUCUGAACAGUCACCUCGCCAACUACAAGCGCCUCAAGCGAUAGGCCUCCGCCCCUCUCUCGAAUGUUGCGACUCGCCGAGAUCCCUCCGGGCCGGUAUUUCGUGUUGUUUCUAGUCCGAUUCGUGAAUCUUUUUUAUUUUUCAACUUCCGAGUUCUAUUUUAAACAAAAAAUUAAUCAAAUAUAUUUUUAGACUUCCUCUAUAUAUCAAUAUUUUUAUUAUAUAUUCCUGCUAUUUAGGUCGAAUCGAUUGUGGAGGGGGACAAUUUUAGCUUUAUCGGAAUUGGAAAUUAUGUUACCGAGUGAACCAAACGUUUGUCGACACUAAAAUGUAAAUUAACCGAGUUCGAAAGGAGGACGUCAUCGCGUCGUUAUCUUCGAUCCGUUCGUUCGGGUCUCGGCGCUUCGUGACGACUGUACAGUUGAUGUUUUGUGCGUUUUCCAAAGUCGUGUCGAUCCCGAUUAUUUCCAAAUGUAUUUAUUUCGACGGCGAACGUGUAUACAGGGUGAAUAAAUUUUAUUGUUUGUGCUGAACGAGAAGCUGUUUUGAAAAACGCAUACACAUUUGUAGAUUAUGAUGUUUAAAGUUUUAGUUAAGUACGUGUUAUUAAGCUGUUAUAUAGGCGGGUUAUAAAUGGGCAGAUUUAGGCCUCUUUAGACAUUUCUACGUUUCGACUAUACGGGCUGUCUCUAUUACGGAUUUCAUCUCUUUAUAAAAAUGUCUAGGAAUUUCAUAUCAAUGUCUCGGCUUCUUUCUAAACUACGCUAUCGAGUUCGUUAUGUCUAAAGUGAACGCCCGUAUAGUCCAAAUAUGUUACGGUGAAAUAGUGAAAUUGGGAUUUGUGAAACGUUCCUAAAUGCAACGCGACUGUUCGUUUGUUACACAGACGCGUAAACAAAAUUGUAUGUCAUUGUGAUGUGUCAUACGGCAAGGAUUAUUGUCAGAAACUUGAAGGUCGGCGUCAAGACGAAAUAUAUCGGUAACAUUAAAGUUACCUUUGCGCAGAAGGCUGCGUUCGAACAGUCUUAAACUGAUGAUAAAUGUUCGUUAUAUUUAGAUAUUAGACCCUAAGCGUGUCCGAUGACCAAAGUGAGCCUUGUCUAACACCAAGUUUUAUAGAAAUAGUCAAUAACAUAGAAUUGUCAGUUUCACUAUCUCACUCUUAGAUUAAGUCACACGACGCGACGUUUUUAGCUUAUUCGGUGUUCGCCUGGAAACGAACGCGAACUGUAACGUCAUUUGUAGUUAGGUAAAUGUGUAUUAGUGAAAUGCGGGAAACAGUACAGGCCUGACCUUCUAGCCAUUCAGAAAGUUUAGCCAAUUAAAAUUCGUUCCUUUCUUCAUGUUCAGGUCUGUAGCCUUGAAAUAUUACAGAAAUUAUAUGUAUUGUAUAUAAAAAUAUAUCGAAUUAUGUUACAGGACGCGAUCGCUUUUGGGAACUCAACUCGGCUAUUGACGAUAACAAAUGUUAAACGGUCACAAAUGACGGCCACAAAUUUGUCAAAAGAGUCGAAAUUGUUUAUGAAAAUGUCAACCGUUCACUCUUUGGAGUAAGAAAAUCAAUACAUUUUAUGUUGAUCACGAGAUUUUUCUAAGAUUACCCGCGUCCGGCCAAGAUAAGUUGCCGGUAUUAUUAGGUAGAGGAUUCAGUACUGAAUGAGACAUGACUCAGAAAUUACUGACUUGACUGACAUCAUUGUAAGAACCUAAAAUCUUAUAAAGUGGUAUUUUUUACAUAACUUUUACAUUGUGGCAGUAGCCGGGUUGGGCUUUUGGACACGACACUAGUCCCAUGAAGUUAGACGAUUUUAUAUGGGAUAACCUUUGCAAGUAGAUGAAGAACGGGAUGCGAGAGCGUAUUUAGAUUUCUGAAGUGCCUUGCACUGAUCUUACCCUGUCGGACCCGUUCGACUGGGUCACGUGAAUAGACACGCGUAAGGAAUGUUGUAUGUAGAUUUCUAUUGAUUUUAUCCAAAGACUUUGCGAAGAGAACGUUAUGAACUUUUUAAAUAGAGAGACCGAAAUAUAUUUACAUACGUGCGUGUACGUACAACUCGCGCGUUCAAAUUACGUCCGACUGGAGAAGCGAUCGGCGCUACGCACGAAAACUAUCGAAGAUCGACCUUAAUAGUGCGGGCGUUGACCCAAAAUAGGGUAGGUGUUUUGUCUCAAUUUUUACAAAUGUAUGAAAAGGGACAGAAAUUGUCUAUAUGAAUUAUGGAUAUCGAAUCAUUGUUAGCCGAGUGCUAUGUGAAAGAGAGAACUGAGUUGCGAGAAAUUGAUGUAUUUAAAUAUAAUUUCAUUGUUAUAUAAUCUUUAAAGUAAUUUUAUAAUUAUCAAUUAUUUUAGAGUAAGUACGCUCCGCGGCAAGCGCUUCGAGACGCUAGGAUGAAAAGAAUCCCGAACGCCUUGGCAAAGAUAUUUUUUGCAUUUUUUAUAGUGGGCUUCACCAAUUUGAGCGUCUCGAAACAUUUACCGCGAAGCGUGGUUAGGUUUAAGCUUUGUUAUUUCAAAGUACGUUCUGCAGAUGUUCCCGCUGAAAAGUGGAUUAGACGGGUCUGAUAUAAUUUAUUUUUACAUCAUUUUUAUAAUAUGUCUUUAAACAGAAUUUUGAUAUAUGUUUGAGAAUUAAUUCUAUCGACAUCUAUUAUAUAAUGUAUUUAAUUGAUAGACACCGCGGGAAUAUCCUUCUAUUUUUGUUGCCGCGAAGUGUAUUUUUAUUUUACAAAUCUAAAUACGCUCUGUGGGACGUUAGCGCGCGGGAAAUGACGCAAUUUUUCCGCGUUUUUCUCGAAGUAACGGGUGGAGUGCAAGUUGAGUUUUUUCACAGACACAAUAUUAUUAAUAUUAUAUUAAAUAUAGAGUUUUAUUUAAAA
This is a messenger RNA of Pieris napi, 5357 nucleotides long. RefSeq names its product myoneurin-like. Gene Ontology annotation, molecular function: DNA-binding transcription factor activity, RNA polymerase II-specific; RNA polymerase II cis-regulatory region sequence-specific DNA binding. The coding region runs from base 432 to 2525 and encodes 697 amino acids. The record is from RefSeq and is a predicted model, not a curated record. Gene Ontology annotation, biological process: regulation of transcription by RNA polymerase II. Lineage: Eukaryota; Metazoa; Arthropoda; Insecta; Lepidoptera; Pieridae. The transcript has 18 exons.